AUUGCCCAAAAGGGAAGUGAUUGCACCAAAUCUAAGGCAGCCAAUCACUGACUGAGAUGAGGAGGCAGUGGCCCAUUUGGCAUGUGGCCUAGACGUCCAGACUUCCAUUCCCAAAGGGAGGAACAGUAUAUAUAGUUGGCCAUGAAAGUUGAGUCUUUUCUUGUGCUUUCUUGCUUCUAAUCACUAUAUGUAGUUUUAUCCCUUUUGUAUCUAUCUCUAUAUAAAUCUGUACUGGCCCCUUUGUCCCUCUCCUUGUAACUACCCAUAUUUUCUUUUAGUUGUCUCUGUCCUUGAUAUAUUUGUUGCAUUUCUUCUCUCUUUCUAUUACAAUUCUAUUUUAUUCAGGCUUUUCCUUCCUUUUCUUUCUGACUCUAUUUUUUUCUGUGUCUUUGACAACAAUGUGGAUCGAGUUUGCUCCAAUCAAUAUUCCACUCUCUAGAAGGUUGCAAACAGCUGCAGUGUUACAAUGGACAUUUUCAUUUAUUGCAAUGGCACAUUGCUGUCUCAUAUUUUAUGCCCUCCUCCUAACCUCAAAAUAUUGGUUCAUCGCUCUCCUUUAUGGGAUCUGGCUUUUUAUGGACUGGGAGACUCCAUCUCGUGGGGGUCGAAGGUCAGAGUGGGUGAGGAGUUGGACAGUGUGGAGAUAUUUUGCUGACUACUUCCCAAUAAAGUUGGUGCGUACCACCCCACUAGACCCACGGCACAAUUACAUUAUGGGAUUUCAUCCUCAUGGGGUCCUUGUGGUCGGAGCCUUCUGUAAUUUUUGCACAGAGGGGACAGGAUUCUCUAGCAUGUUCCCAGGUCUGACGCCUCAUCUUCUCAUGCUGCCAGGCUGGUUCAAGAUCCCGUUCUUCAGAGACUACAUCAUGAGUGGAAGCUUAGUUUCUUCAGACAAAAGCAGUGCCUCUCAUCUGCUUUCAAAAAGGGGAAGAGGGCAAGCUCUGGUGAUAGCAGUGGGAGGCCCUCCUGAGGCACUAGAUGCAAAACCUGGAGAACUGACCCUGCAACUGCUCAAAAGGACUGGAUUCAUUAAACUGGCACUGACUCAUGGGGCUCAUUUAGUUCCUGUUCUUUCUUUUGGAGAGAAUGAUCUUUAUUGUCAAGUCAGUAAUCCAAAGGGGUCCUUACUCAGAACAAUGCAGGAGAAGAUGCAGAAAAUGGUUGGACUUGCAAUUCCUCUGUUCCAUGGUCGGGGGGUAUUUCAGUACAGCUUGGGGCUGCUCCCACACCGAAGACCUGUGUAUACAGUAGUUGGUUCUCCUAUUCCGGUGGUGAAGACUCUGGCACCAACUCCUGAUGAGAUCUCAUCGCUUCACAAACUCUACAUUGAGAAACUACAAGAUCUUUUUGAAACCCACAAAACCUGCUAUGGGAUCCCAAAAGAUCGUCCUCUUGUGCUGUGCUGAAGCUGCCUACAAGAUACUUCCAUUAGAUGGACAUAGAAAUAAAAAAAAUGUCCAUUUUUUUUAGCACUCUGUGCAAUGUCUUUGACUUCUGCUUAAGGUUUAAACAGAUAGGAAAAGUCACUCAGUUGAUGUGCCCCCAGUGCUGUAUACAGUAUGUGCAUAUCUUAGAGCAGUAGUAGCAGAGACCAAGUCGCUGUCAGGCUGAACUUACUACCAAAGAAUGUCACCAAUGAAAAGGGUGAACAUAAAGUUCCACUAUAGGAUUACUACUAAAAGAUAUAUAUGCCAAACGCCUGCCCAUUAUGUGACUGUCACAAAAAAGUACAUCUUGUAAAUACUGUUCCUGGAGUCAGCCUUAUCUUUUUCUUAAACUGUCAGCAUAAUCCUUUUCACACAGUGGAUACACGUUUGCCUUAGAGCAGAGGAGGAUUAUAAACAUUCUGCAUUGUGGGAAAGCAUAUUCUAGUAGCCUAUUAUACAGCUGCCUUUUUGGUAUUAUAUAAGGAAACUGAGAACAUCUGGGAAAUGUGGUGCCUCCCUAUAUUCCAAAGGACACCAGUCGCUGCUGGUAGAAAAUUGCUGCCAAAUUGUACAGAUCUGUCUGUGUUUUUUUUCUUAUUUGAGGUAUAAUAACAGCAGUCACUGUCACUGGGGGGAUAGACAUUUUUAAACUGCACUGUGUAAGGCUUUGUGCAUUAUAUGGUUCUGUGCUGGGAUUCAUAAUGGCAACCUAAUUUGUCAUUACAUGUGGGUGGGUAUUGCAGCUGCACACUGAUGUACCAACAAUGCAUAGCUUUACUUCCACAUGAACCAUGAACUGCUUUUUAUGUAUCUGACAAAGAGUACAAAAAUGUGCCCAAGUACUGAAGAGAGUGGAACACUCUGUUGUUAAAGGGACAUGAAACCCCCCCAAAAAUAUUCUAUAAUUUAAAUAGAGCAUACAAUUUUAAACAGCUUUCUAGUUUACUUCUAUUAUAAAUGUGUUUAAUUCUCUUGUUAUCAUUUGUUGAAGGAGCUGCAAUUCAUUACUGGUUUAUAACUAAACACAUGGAGUGAGCCAAUGACAAUCGGUUUAUAUAUGCAGCCACCCAUCAGCAACUAGAACCCAGGUUCUUUGUUGCUCCUGAGCUUAUCUAGAUAAAACAUUCAGCAAAGGAUAACAAGAGAAGGAAGCAAAUUAAAUAUUAGAAGUAAAUUGGAAAGGUAUUUAAAGCUGUAUUCACCUCCUUCCUUGUGUUUAUCUCACCCUUAUUUGUUAGUAAAUUGUUAUAGAUUGUAUGUUUUUUUUUCUCACGAAAAAGGGUGGCUAUUGUUUUUGCACUGAGGUGAAUGGUAGCCCUUGCUUUUAUAUACUUUCUUUUAAAGGCACAAAUGUGCAAAUGGUUUUAGGUAAUUCAUAUUUGGGAGAUGUGAAGAAUGGUAAGGGAUUCGCUUCAUCUCAGCACGUACUUAGUAAAUUAUUCUAUUCCUGAAGAAUUAGCUAUUGUAAUGCUUUUUUGUUCAGUUUUAAAUAAAGAUUUUGUAGCCUCCUUUCUCAA
Bombina bombina (fire-bellied toad) is the source of this 2944-nucleotide messenger RNA. RefSeq names its product 2-acylglycerol O-acyltransferase 2. The record is from RefSeq and is a predicted model, not a curated record. Gene Ontology annotation, cellular component: endoplasmic reticulum membrane. Bases 399 to 1406 code for a protein of 335 amino acids. NCBI's taxonomy places the organism in Eukaryota, Metazoa, Chordata, Amphibia, Anura, Bombinatoridae. Gene Ontology annotation, molecular function: diacylglycerol O-acyltransferase activity. The transcript has 6 exons. Gene Ontology annotation, biological process: diacylglycerol biosynthetic process; triglyceride biosynthetic process.